This is a messenger RNA of Desarmillaria tabescens, 1806 nucleotides long. RefSeq lists its product as uncharacterized. The transcript has 7 exons. Lineage: Eukaryota; Fungi; Basidiomycota; Agaricomycetes; Agaricales; Physalacriaceae. The record is from RefSeq and is a predicted model, not a curated record. Bases 1 to 1806 code for a protein of 601 amino acids.
AUGUGCCAGCUCCUGAGUGAUCAAGUGACGCAAUGGGGUCGGAAGAAAUAUCCAACCUGCGCAUUCCAACUGGAAUGGCAACAAAUAAGUUGCCCUGUCUACCAGCUCCCAAUCAUCGAUGUCAACCUGUUAACAAGCAUUCAUGUACCAGACAUUCGUGGGGGCUGGCAAAGUCUGCCUUCAAUAGACCCAAACCUCCUAGUGUCCGGUCAACAAGGUGAUUUCUGCCGUCUCCCAGAAAGGAAGUGGUCUCGGUCUGAGACCUCUUCCUCUAUGCACAAUGUGUUGAAGAAAGCGAAAUUUGAUCCAUGUUUCUCCUUUUCUCCAACCGGAAUCCUCUUACCAGAGGUUUGGGUUCCUCGAACAAAUUCCUGUGUCACCUUUGAAUACUUUCCGCUUGUGUCCAAUCCUGAAGAGCAAGGAAAGCUUGCACUUUUCGAAGCUUGCUACAGGAUCCCAACCUGGCUGGAUCCAGUCAUCCUGUCGAUGAAAUUCAACGAGGCAUUCGAAAAUCCUUCUCAGACAAUGAUGGCUUUUAAGAACGCUAACUUUCACCUAUAUGAUACUUGGGCCUAUCCACUGGAUUGGUCUUUGAGGUCUCUAUCAGAAAUCGGUGAUAUUGACCAAGUUCACGUCUUGGAAGGUUAUGACUAUCAAGAUGUCUCUAUGAUGGAGGGAUUGAAGAAGGGGGUCGCAUUUUCAACUUUCUCUCUCUGCCUGGUCAUGAUUCUCCCAUCAACCACCCUUUACAUUCUGCACUUUAACUUCAUUAGUAUCUUGUUGAGCCACAUCCAUGCCUUUGACAAUACGUCCGAUCCGGCCAAUGAAAUUUAUAAAAGGGAAUAUCUGGCCUCGGCGACGAGCUUCUGGUUUGUGGCAAGGAAAGGGGCUACCACCAAGGUUGGGACAGACAGUCUUGGUGUCGCUACUGUCAUCGAAGUCCUUUGUGGGUGCCAGAUGUGGUAUGUUUUCCGACAUCGAGAGCCCCAAGAAGUUGAGGUCCAGGGUGAAUGGGAACCUGGAUUUAUUCCGGACGCCAAAUUCUGGACUGCAGAGAUUGUCCUGCUUGAACCAGGUUCUGUGUUCUACAUGCGUCCCAACACUCAUCACGCAGUGGUUACCCUGGAGAACUCCAUCGUAAAAGGUCACCAUUUCUACUCCAUGGUCACAUUAUCAAGAACUGUCUGGGGCUGGGUUCAUACCUGUAUGUUUGGAGACAUGGGAGGUCUUCCAUUCUUCGAACUACAGCACAUUCUCCUUCAGAUGAUGAUUUACUUUGGUGUUCUGGUUGGUGAUGAAGGGCCCGAAUGCAAAGACUCCCACUUCCCGGGGCUAAAUAAUCGUGGCAUGCUGAAUUUUAUUGCAUUGGGAAACUUUUGUUUAUUUCUCCCUGCCUUCAAUUCUGGCCCUUUCAAGCACAAUGAGGAGGUCACAGUCACCCGUAAGGCAAUCAGGGCCUAUCUUUCCAUCAUCCAGCGGCUAAGGGACCAUCACUGUUUACUUCUCCUCGACGAACAUACCUUUGUCAAUUUGCACCCGUUGUCUGCGGUCAGGCAGUUGGACAUUGCUGACUUUGCCAGAACAUCUGCUGUUCAAUUUGCUCAUUCACUCAUCCUAGAGGGCAGGAGGGCAUUUGGCUUGACAGCCUCCAUGUUUGAACUGACCGUCAGGGAAUGCUUGCCAAUUUUCUUGAACAUCAACCCAAACUUCUUCAAGAUUGACGAGCGUCGGAGGGAAAGCUUGCUACUUACAAGGAGAACUUUUUGGUACAGGAACAGUCAGUGGAAGUUGAUGUGCAUGUGGUGA